AUGAAUAUGUUGUUCCACCCACAUUUGAGAAGAUUUGUUAUAGUCUUCUUUGAUGACAUAUUGAUCUACAGUAAAUCCCUGGAGGAGCAUCGUUCGCAUUUGGAUAUUGUUUUCCAAUGUUUGAUUUCCAAUCAAUUCUUUCUCAAGAAGUCCAAGUGUUUGUUUGGACAGCAUUCCAUCAAUUAUCUUGGGUACAUCAUUUCUAGGAAUGGGGUGGGACCAAAUCCAGAGAAAAUCAGGGCAAUGCAAGGUUGGCUGACACCUUCUUCAUUGAAGCAGUUGCGGGGUUUCCUCGGGUUGACUUGUUUUUAUCGCAAGUUUAUUCGUCAUUAUGCCUCUAUUACUGCUCCUCUGACAAAUCUGCUCAAGAAAGAUGCUUUUGUUUGGUCUAACGAGGCUCAAUUAGCUUUUGACGAAUUGAAGAUUGUUAUGUCUCAAGCUCCGGUGUUAGCCCUUCCAAAUUUUCAGGAAGACUUUGUUUUGAAAACCGAUGCAUCAGGAUAA
Molecule: messenger RNA, 504 nt
Organism: Vigna unguiculata (cowpea)
Lineage: Eukaryota; Viridiplantae; Streptophyta; Magnoliopsida; Fabales; Fabaceae
Source: RefSeq, a predicted model, not a curated record